This is a messenger RNA of Medioppia subpectinata, 2340 nucleotides long. NCBI's taxonomy places the organism in Eukaryota, Metazoa, Arthropoda, Arachnida, Sarcoptiformes, Oppiidae. The record is from the annotation of a GenBank genome assembly.
AUGUCUUCAAUUAAGAUAAUUGUAUGUAUUUUAGUGGUCACAGUCUCAGCCAAUCUUGUGGUCAGCGAACAAACCAAUACUUGUGCCGACGAAGAGGCAUACGUUGCUCUCUGUCAGGCGAGCGAUGGUCAGCCAAAUCAGGAAAAGAGAUCCAACACUAAGACAGCGGUAAAACCGAGUUUGAAGAGAAGUGUGAAGACCAGCCCAACCUUCGCUCACGAGUGUCAGUCAUUUGUUGGCAAAUUUUGUGACGGAAAGGCCACGAGUGUUGUCAACCCUACCGCUGCUGCAAACCCUAGCAUUAGCUCUUCAAUGGCCACGACUGGCAAACCCGUUGGUAAAGUCAAUGGCAGUCAAAAGCAAUAUCUCAAACCAUUGGUGACAAUGAGUGACAAAAAUGCCAUCACUCGAUGGGAAACGUUUAACGGAUCUAUCGGUGCGGACGGCCGUAAUAUGAAGAAUAGUACCGAUCAUGUGAUGCAACAAUCGUUUAGGCAAUUAAAGCGAUACAAACGAAACAUUUAUCACGAUAUGGCUGUAGAGGCGGAAGCGGAACCAAACGCCGACCGAUCCGACAGUCUUGAAGUGAGUCGACCGAUGAAUUACGGAUCAAAUGACUUCCCAAUGAAAGGCAUAAUUAUGCCUAAUUGUGGUAAAUCCCAUAAAUUGGCGCAACGGGUAGUCGGGGGUAAAGACGCUGAAGAGGGCGCCUAUCCUUGGAUUGCAGCCAUACUGAAGAACGGCGACGGCUGGUGUGGAGGCGCCAUAUUAAAUGAGUGGUGGAUUAUCACUGCAUCCCAUUGUUUUAUGGCAUCAAUGGAUCCAAAGGAGUACGUGGUUCGGGUCGGGACAAUUAACCGUAAUGUUGGGGCCACUUAUAAGAUUGAAAAACUGAUCAUGCACGAACGUUUUCAUUUGGACAGUAUGUUCAACUCGGAUAUUGCACUUCUCAAAGUGGAGCGACCCAUAAAAAUGGGCGAUCGGGUGAACGGCAUAUGUCUGCCGACCACUUCGUUCGAGGAGCCGAUGACCGCCAAUCUGGUGAUCACCGGUUGGGGCGUCACUAAGUUUCAGGACAAAGAACUGCCGGUCAUUCUCCAAGAGGUCACUCUCCCGAGGAUUAGCGACGGCGAGUGUGUCAUCAAAUACCAGCCCCGAUCGCAGACUAUUUAUAAGUCACAACUUUGUACGUGGGCUCAGGGCAAGGACGCGUGUCAGGGUGAUUCUGGUGGUCCUGCAAUUGAGGUACAAAACUCACGAGCAGUGCUAAUAGGGAUCGUGUCGUAUGGGGCCAAAUGCGCGGGUGCAAUUUAUUGCGAUAAAUCAAUUAAAACAUCAAAGAGUAAUCCAAAGGAAAACAUUAGGGAUAAGACAAAUGUUAGAAUAACAGACAAAUGGUUUGCCGAAUCACUGCAUGUCGUGAACAGCACCGCAGAUAUUAUCACAAACAUCGACGGCAACGGCGACGCCGACGAUAAGCUACUUGAGGCCGGUUUCGGAGUGAGUAAACCAAAGCCGUGGCGCAGGGAUGACGAAGAGGCCAUCGAUAGGAACGUGAACGCGGAGAUAGCCAUCGAUUUGGACACUCCGGCCGAUAAACCCGCUUCUGAGGAGCGAAAGCGCGAUAAAUAUCCGGCCCUCGACCUCAUUAAUGCCAAGGGAUGUGGUGUUCAGGAAAUAGAGAAUAUGCGGAUUGUGAACGGAAAGGACGCCAAACCCGGUGCCUAUCCAUGGAUAGUGUCUAUACUAAGGAAUGGCGAUCCCUGGUGUGGAGGCAGUAUAAUCAACAACAAGUGGAUACUUACGGCCGCGCAUUGCACGACAUAUAAGGUGGACAAAAUUAUAGUACACGAGCGUUUUCACCUUGAUAACAUGUUCAACUCGGAUGUGGCACUCAUGCGCGUAAACCGGGCAAUCAAAAUGAGCAAGCUCGUCAAACCAGUAUGUGUGCCCACUGUUGCCUUCGAGGACGCCAAAACCAAGACCCUGCUAGUGGUUGGUUGGGGUCAGACCAGCUUCGAGAACAAGGAUUUGCCCACUAAUUUGCAAGAAGUCAUUUUGAAUCGCAUCGAUAUGGAUGAGUGCGCCCGCAAAUACAGGGCCAAAGGCAACACUAUUUACUUUUCCCAAAUGUGCACUUGGAAUAAGGGUCAGGACGCCUGCCAGGGAGAUUCUGGUUCGCCGGCUAUUGAAUGGAAAAACAAAGCGGCAUAUGCUGUGGGACUUGUCUCGUAUGGAUCCACCUGUGCUGAUGAUAUGCCCGGAGUCUAUACAAAAGUAUCGUAUUUUAUUGAUUGGAUUCUCAAGAAUAUCUACGAAAACAGUAGUAAAGAGCAGUGA